Messenger RNA from Hippocampus comes (tiger tail seahorse), 1049 nucleotides. RefSeq names its product tctex1 domain-containing protein 1-A-like. Gene Ontology annotation, molecular function: dynein intermediate chain binding. The coding region runs from base 188 to 703 and encodes 171 amino acids. Gene Ontology annotation, cellular component: cytoplasm; cytoplasmic dynein complex. NCBI's taxonomy places the organism in Eukaryota, Metazoa, Chordata, Actinopteri, Syngnathiformes, Syngnathidae. Gene Ontology annotation, biological process: microtubule-based movement. The record is from RefSeq and is a predicted model, not a curated record. The transcript is spliced from 4 exons.
CGCCUGCUGCAUUCGUAACGCGUUUAAACGGUGUUUUGUUUGAAUUGAUGCAAAAGUGUCGGUUUACAAAUAACAAGAUGAUCAUAAAUGCGAACGUGCUGAUUUGAAAUGGAAGUUCGCUCCUUGUUUAUUUUUGUUUUCAUCUCCGCAUAUUUUGUUGGAUAUUUGAGCUCUUGGUUUUGAAAAAAUGUCUGAUGUGCACAAAGAUAAAUCUGUCAGAAGAGACAAGAAGACCAGCAGGGUGCCUUCGGAGGGAAGUCACGGAGUCAAAAACACGGCUGGGAAAACCAAGGACUCUUUAAGCAAUGUGUCCGGCAUAGAUGAACACCAUGACGAACGGAUGGUUGUCACUCUUGAGAACACCUACCAGUUAGGACCCCGCAAACGUUUCCCUGCCCCUGCAGUUGUGGAAAUACUUAAGGAUGUACUCACAAGCUACCUCGAAGAGGAAAAAUAUGAAGUGGAAUGGUCCCGGCAGAUGAUUAAAACGAUUUGUGAGGUGAUCAGAUCCCGGGUGAAGGACCUGAUGAUCCGCAGAUACAAGCUGGUUGUUUUGGCUCACAUUGGCCAGCUGGCUGGGCAGAGCAUGCAGAUCAGCAGCCGCUGUCUGUGGGACCCUGCAACUGACACCUUUGCGUCUUGGUCUUUCAAGAACACAUCUCUGUAUGGCGUGGCCAGUGUCUAUGCUGUUUACUUUGAGUGAAGCAAUCCAGUGUUGCCCCAGUUACGUUGGAAAAGUAACUUUUACUGAUUACUUGAUUUUAAAAGUAACUACGUUAGAUUCAUCAUGGUCCACCCUACAUUUAUAAUGUACAGUACAUUGUUUUACAAAUACUGUACACUGACUUGGGGACCUCAUCCAGUUAGUCACACAUCCUUGUGGGUCUUUCGCUUUAGUUUUACAUGUGCUGCGAUCAGUUUUGGAAACUAGAUAACACUUGGUCAACAGCACUGUGUGCAAUGUACCAUAAUAUUUUCUUCAUCUGACAUAAACUGAAGAUAGUGACUGGAUUUCCAGCUUGAAAACGGAAAUCACUCUGCUUCCUUAA